Malania oleifera is the source of this 921-nucleotide messenger RNA. RefSeq lists its product as uncharacterized. The coding region runs from base 1 to 921 and encodes 306 amino acids. NCBI's taxonomy places the organism in Eukaryota, Viridiplantae, Streptophyta, Magnoliopsida, Santalales, Ximeniaceae. Gene Ontology annotation, molecular function: nucleic acid binding; zinc ion binding. The transcript has 3 exons. The record is from RefSeq and is a predicted model, not a curated record.
AUGCCUUCCUGCAUGGAGACCUCGAUGAAGAUGGCCACAUGCACCUUCCUCCUGGUUUUAGAUGAAAUAGGGAGGACUAAAUCUACAAGUUCAACAAAUCCCUAUACGACCUCAAAGAAGCCUUCAGGACGGAACCUGGAAGUAGUAGUGCACAUGUUGGAGGUGAUGAUGCAAGGCUUUCUAGUAUGGGUGGAAGAGAUGGCCAGGGGUUUAGGGGAUCGGAGCUACACAAUUGAGCAGUUCAUGCGUAUGAAGCCCCCAUCGUUUUCUGGAGGGGCUAACCCAUUAGUGACAGAGAAUUGGGUCCAGGAUAUUGAGGACAUAUCAGCGAGAUUACUAAAGAAGCAAAGACCUGAGCCUAUAGCGGUGACCUGGAGCCGCUUCAGGGAGUUGUUCUUCGAGCGGUACUUCCAUGUUACUUUUAGUAGCACAAAGGCAGUAAAGUUUUUGCACUUAACGCAGGGGUAUAUGACGGUACAUCAGUAUGCCGCUAGAUUUAUUAAGUUGUCUCGCUUUGCUCCUUACUUAGUGCCAAAUAAGGAAAAGAAGGUGAGAAAGUUUGAGGAGGGCCUGAUUCAAAGAUUAUAUGAGCAAGUUGUAGGCUUUCGGGACCAAACUUUUUCAGAGAUAGUUGAUAGAGCCACCAUGAUUGAGAGUGGCCUACAGAGAGGCGUCGCGGCACAGAGUCAGAGGAAGAGGCCCGCGCCUUCAAAUUUUCAAGUAGGGUCUAGCCGAGAGCCUUGGAGGAGGCAAGAUAGCAGAGGAGGUCGGGGACAGUGGAUGGGAGACCAAGUGGUACAGGGCAAACUGAUGCCCCCUCUCUAUUCCAUAUGCUACAGGAGACACCCGGGAGAAUACCGGGUCAGAGCGAUGGUAUGUUACCGAUGCCAUCAACCGGGUCACAUGGCGAGAGAUUGCUGA